GGAGGUUAGAUUAUGUUGAGAAAUUACAAUAGUAGACAAUUACGAAAGAGGAUUGUUAUUUAUUGUUUUUAUUUUUUUUUUGGAUUUAGUUUUCGGGUUCAGUCAGUCCAUCCGACCGGUUUCAAUUUCAACCAGUUUCUAAGAACCCGAACGGAAGCCUAAUGUCAAGAGUUCGGUUUUGUUUCUUUGAUUGGUUUUGGUCGAUUUGGUGGCUCGGGCUGGAAUUUGACACCACUAGCUCCGGCCUUUAUUUGAACGAGACUUACACUUUUUUAAGAGUCACACGCGCUAUGGUGCGAGUCAAAUGGUACAAAAAAUAGUCAGCCUGCCUUCAUAGACCAUUUAUUCGAUUUAAUCCCAAGUCUUAAUGAACCAACUCAAUAAAAUAUAAGUAUCUUGAUAUAGAAAGGAGAGGAAUAAAUGAAUGAUCAAAUCUCACGAGAAGAGAGAAAAUUAACUGGUACACAAUGAUCCUCAAGUUAGCUGUGUUGUUCCUUCUCCUUAGGAGAUCAUCUGUAGCAUUACAAGAAGAUGAUCUUGGCUUCACUUACAAUGGGUUUCAAGGAGUUAACAUGAGCUUGGAUGGCUUAGCCCAGAUUACAAACAAUGGCCUCCUAGAGUUGGUAAACGCCACUAAGCAACAAAAGGGUCAUGCCUUCUACCCUCAUAUGCUUCACUUCAUGAAUUCCUCCACAGGUAGUGUUUACUCCUUCUCCACUACUUUUGUAUUUGCCAUGUUCUCCAAGUUAACUGCAGUCGGUGGUCCUGGAAUGGCAUUCAUAAUUGCACCCUCGAGAGACUUCACAGAUGCCUUACCAGGCUCUUAUCUAGGCCUCUUCAAUGCCACCAACAGGGGCAAAUCAUCAAACCAUGUCAUCGCAGUAGAGCUUGAUUGCAUUAAAAAUAUGGAGUUCGAUGAUAUCAAUGGAAACCAUGUCGGUAUUGAUAUAAACGACUUGAAAUCCAUUGAAUCUACUCCAGCUUCUUAUUUUAGUGAUCAAGAGAAUCGACAAGUGAACCUGACCCUCUUCGGUGGACAUGCCAUGCAAGUUUGGGUGGAAUAUUCUGGUUCACAACGGCAACUUAAUGUAACUUUAGCUCCAUUUGAUGCCCCUAAGCCAACGAUCCCACUCUUGUCCUUGAACAUUGAUCUCUCUCCAAUUGCCGUAGAUCCUAUGUUUGUGGGCUUCUCAUCUGCUAGUCACGCCUUUGAUGUAAACCAUUAUGUGUUGGGUUGGAGUUUUAAGAUGAAUGGGAAAGCGAAAGAACUAACACUUUCUCAGCUUCCUAAGCUUCCUCGGUUAGGACCUAAAAGGAAAUCUAGAAUUUACAGUAUUGGAAUACCUGUGAUUGGUGUUACUUUACUGUUAGUUUUGGUCUUCAUCAUCCAUCUGAUAAUGAAAAGGGAGAAAAAGUUUGCAGAAGUAGUUGAGGAUUGGGAACUAGAUUAUAGACCUCACAGGUUUAAAUAUAAAGAUCUAUACAUCGCCACCAAGGGGUUCAAAGAUGCGGAGCUUCUUGGGACUGGUGGCUUUGGUAAGGUCUAUAGAGGUGUAUUACCCACAUCCAAAACAGAAGUUGCAGUGAAGAGAGUUUCCUACAAUUCUAGACAAGGGGAGAGAGAAUUUGUUGCUGAGAUAGUCAGCAUUGGUAAAUUGCGGAAUCGGAACAUAGUACCACUCUUGGGUUAUUGCCGCCGUAAGGGAGAGCUCCUUCUAGUCUAUGAUUUCAUGCCCAACGGGAGUCUAGAUAAAUUCCUCUUUGAUCAGACAACAACAGAGAUGAAACUAAAUUGGAAUCAAAGAUUUAGAAUCAUCAGAAGUGUUGCAGCAGCGUUAUUAUAUCUGCACGAAGAAUGGGAAAAAGUAGUAGUUCACAGAGAUGUCAAGUCUAGUAAUGUUCUAUUAGACAAGGAGCUCAAUGGAAAAUUAGGAGAUUUUGGGCUUGCAAGAUUAUAUGAUCAUGGAACUGAUCCUCAAACUACCCAUAUGGUGGGGACUCUUGGUUAUCUUGCACCAGAACUCUUUAAAACUGGGAAAGCAAAUCCCAGUGUGGAUGUGUUUGCAUUUGGGGCUUUUUUACUAGAAGUUGCUUGUGGUAGGAAGCCUAUAGAGCCACAAGCAUCAGAAGAGUGUGCUGUUUUAGUGGAUUGGGUGAUUUCCUAUUGGGCUAAGGGUAGGAUUCUUCUUACUGUGGAUCCAAAACUGGGAAUGGAUUAUGAUGUGCAGGAAAUGGAACUUGUGUUAAAACUUGGAUUGCUUUGCUCUCACUCCAUUCCAACUGUAAGGCCCCACAUGCGACAGGUUGUGCGCUAUUUGGAGGGGGAAGUCCCCCUAUCGGAGCUGACAUUGGUUUUUCUAAGCGCAAUGAAUAAUCUCUGUUUGGUGUCCUAAACUUGGAAGCGCAAUGACUCUGUCAUCAUCAGUUGCAGAAUCUAUACUCUCUGCAGGCAGAUGAUUUUAUUGAGUUACAGUUUUGACUGCUUCCUCCUUCUACUGAUGCAAUGCCGAAGGUAAAGGGUUGAAGUAAUUUCUAUUUUGUAUUUGUAUUUGUGUCAUCCAGGUAUGUCUGGACGUUAAUCCUGUAUAUAUUUUAUUUUUUAAUCAUAUUUUACUGAUCAUUAGAAAAAAUUA
Messenger RNA from Macadamia integrifolia, 2633 nucleotides. Its product is annotated as L-type lectin-domain containing receptor kinase IV.1-like. Gene Ontology annotation, biological process: protein phosphorylation. Lineage: Eukaryota; Viridiplantae; Streptophyta; Magnoliopsida; Proteales; Proteaceae. The transcript has a single exon. The record is from RefSeq and is a predicted model, not a curated record. Gene Ontology annotation, cellular component: plasma membrane. Bases 468 to 2393 code for a protein of 641 amino acids. Gene Ontology annotation, molecular function: ATP binding; carbohydrate binding; protein kinase activity.